This is a messenger RNA of Zootermopsis nevadensis, 2161 nucleotides long. NCBI's taxonomy places the organism in Eukaryota, Metazoa, Arthropoda, Insecta, Blattodea, Termopsidae. The record is from RefSeq and is a predicted model, not a curated record.
GUCGCCAGUUCCGACUUUCCAUUAUCUUGUCAUGUCUUCCGGGAAUUCGUAAAGUUAUCAGUUUAAGAGUCGUCUAGACUAGAAUUUUAUAUUCUGAUGAAUGUAUUGCACUAUUUCCACAAAAUGAACGCAUUACAGGAAACUCAUGUCUGUCAGUAAGUUUCAACUCUAAAAGUAUUCAACAGAUUUCUACGAAACUUGUUAUUCAGGACUACAUUACACUAAAUAGAGGAGUAUUCCUUUCUGGUAUGAACCUACAUGUCCCACUGGGUGGUACGUUUAUGAAAAUUCUGUUAUAUACACCGCUCCCCGGAUAUACCGCGAGUCUUACUGCCUGACACUGCCGUUGGAAAAAAUUCCGAGAAAAAUAUUAACGUUCUUCUGCAAACCUUGCACUGCAGGAGGCUUCCCCACUCAAAUGGCCCAGUGUUUGCGAGAGAACAGCUGAUGGAGAGAAUCAAACUGUGGCCGAUAAAGAACAAAACAGUAGACAAAUUGCUAUACAUUAGUUAGAGAUACCCUCGAAGAACAGGAACUCUCAGAGAAUAUUAUCGAUAUUGACAAAGAAGAAUUAGUGUGUGACGAAAACUUUGUUGGAAGCGUCACCAACGCGAAAAGGGCGGAUGGAAGUGAUGGGGAAACAGAAGAACUAGAGGAGCUGCCUGACGAAGUUCCCACAGAUCAGGAAGCAGUACAAGGUCUGUGAUUGGGUGGUCAGAGGCACACCAGGAGAUUGAAAAGAUGACGACUCGAGUGUGGGGACAGAGCACAGAGAAAAAAUUAAAAUGGGUGACUUUAAGUGCUAAGUAUCUUCCUGGAGCUCUGACAGUGAUGAGGAAUUCUUUCAUCAUCAAUGAAAGUGUCUGCAAGGCGAUUGGUUUGGCGCAGAGUGACAAAGCGACACGACAGUUCGAGAAUCUAGUGAGACUAAUUGCUGAGGAUGGCGUCUCCGUGGUUGCAAUUGAAAUGGAGAGUGAUACCGUUGUGGGUGCAGCAUUGAAUAAAAUCCAGGUUAAAGGAGAUCCAAACUGUGCUGGUUUCCUUGACAAUCAAAUGAAAGCUCCAGAUUUAGAUCCAGCAUACAAGGAACUCCUCAAUUUUAUGAUCCAGAUGGAGAACAAAGUGGAUAUCUUUGAACACUAUGGAGUCACCAAAUUACUGGAUCACAUGUUUCUGAGCACACAUAUAGAUUAUUACGAGAGAGGUAUUGCUCAUGGCCUUGUGGCUGCAACUGUGGCAAUGGCAAGAGCGCUGCAGAGGGGUGAAGACGUUGCAGUGCCAAUAUCAGACAACAAAUACCCUUGGAAAAACAUAUCAACUCCUCCAGUUCAGGCUGUCAUUUCCCUCUUUACAUCUCCAAUAUCACAGAAAAUUGGAAAGUCUUUAGGAUGGAAUGAAAUGUAUAUUGUUAGAUAUGAUCAGUUGUUCUACAGAGGAGAAUCUUAUGCCUCAAAAUUAGAUAAAAACUGUCAAACCACUGUAUAUAUGUCUAUAAAAAUUGAUAACUAAGCCUCUCCUUUCAUAUCUGUUUAUAAUUAUAUGAUGAAAGAAGGUACUAUGAUUCUACAAAAACGUAUGCACGGCAAUGAUAGUGAACAUAGAUCAAUGACCACCUCUUGUGGCUAUGAUGAAGAACAUCACGUUCAGGGUCCAUAUGUCUCCGAUCCUAUUAUCCUGAUGCUCUGUUUCUUCAACAUGAUUCUUAAAUUCCCUUGUAUGAUAAGUCUAAAAGUAAUUAGUACUUCAGUGCUCUAUGAAAGGGACAAAGAAUAAGCAGAGUCAAAAUGCACAAAAAUUAUAAAAUAUGUAUAAAUUCUUGAAAUGCAAGGCUAACAAUUGUAUGUGCUGAAGAUACCCAAAAUAUGAAAAUACACAGAUUGAAGUAUGAAAUGAUUUUGUUUAAAAAUAGGUGUGCCCAUGAGUAUAUCACACCAUAUUUGUACUCAAUAAAAAUUUUAAUUUUAAUUUCAUCCUAUCUCUGCUUAAUCGUUUGAAAGACCAGUGAACUCAGAAUGAAAAAUGUUCAAGAAGCAUUAACACAUAAAGAAGAAAAGGAGGUACAGUCAUCAUCUGAAAUGCAGACAAAUGUGUCCAUAAUUUGUAUAAUAACAUGUGCACGAGUUUCAAAAACUAAUAAAGAAUCUGUAUUUUAAAUUCUUCA